Molecule: messenger RNA, 3425 nt
Organism: Mizuhopecten yessoensis (Yesso scallop)
Lineage: Eukaryota; Metazoa; Mollusca; Bivalvia; Pectinida; Pectinidae
Exons: 8
Coding region: 407-1432 (341 amino acids)
Source: RefSeq, a predicted model, not a curated record
UACACUAUAAUAGCGUCGUGUCCAUACUAGGAGCUGACAAUUCUGGGUCGUGGACCCCAACAGGGUACUGUGUUACUUAUCCCCAUGCCCAUUAACAGGACUAUAGCCAGUCCUAGCUGUUGUUUAGUUUGAUUUGUUAGCAUUAUCUGGCACUGAUAUUCCCACGUUAUCCUCCUAACUUUUAGAAAUCAACACAUAUAUCGCAUAUUGGGGCGUGCAAAGCUUACGCAUCCUGGUGAUGCGAGGUUGGGUGCAUUUGUGUCAGCGAGUUAUAUGUCUGUUUAAGUGUCCUUAAGAAAAGACGAGCCCCAAUCCGGAAGUAUGUGUAUGGACUUCAGACGACCAGCUACAGUAAAGUAAGCGUGUAGACAAUUGGGAUCACACAGAUAUAUUUCCAGUGUCUACAAUGUUCAGAGAUACAGUGCUGUGGUGUAUAGCGAUUGUUACCAUUGUCUGGAUCACACUCACCUCAGGAGAACCGUGUGCCCACGACGUCCGCCUGAUACAGAACCAAACUGGAUACUACGUCACAUGGUCACGUCUAGGAGAUUGUGGUGACUCCUGGAUACGGACCGACAAAAACGCAGAUAGUGUAUUGGUAUCAUCACCUAUGCUUAUACAAUUGGGCUCUAAUCCAAGAGUAAUAUGUAGAAAUAAGACAUGUGAAGUCACUAAUAUUAACGUCACUACAGUCAAAGCUACAUCAACUGUAUGGACCACUCGGCCGACAACUUCAGACCGUUUAGUGACAACAUCAUCGAGGAAUGUACCUACUUCAAACACAGUGACCCCAGCACCAAGGGGACCUGUUAAUGAGUUCCCGACACUCCUGGUGGCCGUGUCUGUCUGUUCUAUUGUGGUACUGACUGUGGUAGUCAUACUAGUAGUGUUUUUAGUCAAGACUCGUCGUACACAACCAGAUAAGACAGCAGCUCCGGUGGUGAACAGUACAAGGUCUUUGAGACGUGAGGACAUACAACACAUGGUGUCCACUGACGAGCCAGGUAUUGAGGAGGGAACCUAUACCGAAAUAGGCGCGGUCAGCCAUCCCCCACGUGAUUUGUAUGCUGUAGUAGUAAAGAAACAAGACAUAGCCGACACGUCAGCUGUCGAAGAUGCAUAUGCAGUCGUCCAGAAACCUCCAAAGGAGUCUGGUCAUACUGCUGACCCGGGGUCUAUGUAUGCCGAGGUACAGAAACCGUCAAAUGGUAAGCGAAGUCCUAUACAGAAACCUUCAAAUGCUGCAAAACAACCGAUGUUACAAGAAGACACAAACGGACCGAACCAAGACGGUUCACGGCACAAAAACAAAGAUGGGUUGAUUUACCUGGAUGUGGACUUCAGUCAGACGCCGGACCAGAAGGAGGGUGGCCAUCCGUUGUUAGAUUGUCCACAGAGGGACUGUGACUAUGCCGAGGUUCAGCACACGUGAACACCACUUAGGGACAUAGAAAGUACUGGAGAAUAUAAAUUGUCAUUUUCAAUGAAAGUGCAGCUUUGUAGAACGUACCAAAGAGUAUACAUUGUCAUCGCAAUGAAAACAUAGGUUAAUGAAGGUUAAACUUACGAUCUACAAAAUUUUAUAUAAAUAAACUAAAUUACUUUUCCCUAACGCAAAAACGCGAUACUUGGUUCUGAUAAACCAAGUAAGUGUAAUAACAAUUAACAUCGAACAACCUGUAUUAGAUCAAACAUAACUAUCUGAGGUGCAGAUCAGGGCAACGAUUUAUUAAAACAGAAGGAGGCAGGUGUUGUGUUGAUAUCGGGGAAUACUGCAAUCAGCAAACCUUCAAUGUGAGAUAAUUCACUGAUUUUUUUUCUCCUGAAUGUAAGAAACAACUGAUUGGUAAAUGUGUGUUAUAGGAAAGCGACUUGACCCCGUAGUCAAACUCCUACCCAUGGAUUAUGGCAGAAAGAUCGUUCCUACGGAUUUCACAGCAAAAUGUCAAUUUACAAAAGUUUAUCAAAGAUUACCCAUAGUUAUCAAUUAUAUCUUUUAACAGUUGAAUGUCUUGUAUCAAAUUGCGUUAGUUUAGCUGACCAAACAUAUUUUACGCUCAUUUUUAUUUGUUUACUUUUCUUGAAAUUAUGAUAUUUUAUGUCAGAUCUUAAUGUGGUAGCUUUAAUUUAUAAGGAUAUAUAUGUGUUAAGGGUAAAACCAACUAAGUCUCACUGACGGGUUCGGUGAGUAAGGGUCGUAUACAUGUCGUUACUCACACGAUCGUAUACAUGUCGUUACUCACACGAUCGUAUACAGGUCGUUACUCACACGAUCGUAUGCAUGUCGUUACUCACACGAUCUUAUACAUGUCGUUACUCACACGAUCGUAUACAUGUCGUUACUCACACGAGGUUCUGGUGUUUGUAGCAUCAAGAUGAUGCGAACAUCUUUUUUAUUUAUAUAUUCAGUCUUAUGGAAGAAAGAAUAAUGUACUGUUGUCAUCGAUUUGAUAAAAUUUAAAAACAAAAACAUAAUUAUUAUGUAAUAAUAUACAACCAACACAAAAAGAUUACAUUUCAAUUCCAAGUGGUUUUUUUUUUUUUAAUUUUCAAAGGAUAAAUCAAUGCAUUUAAUUGAAAUGAUGGAAACAUUCUUUGUGUUUUGAAUAACACGUACAUUUGUAUAAACAAGAAAAAUUGAAGACAAACUCUGUGGACAAAUAUAAUACAUGUUAUAAUUGUACUAAUUUAUAUAAUUUGUUUGAAUAACCUCAUGUUUUAGCAGUCCAGGAAGACAACUUGCCAGUAUUAUUGUCUCCUUUUAAAAUAGUCAAAGCAUAAGCCAACUCGGACGCAUUCAUGUAAAUACAUUAGAUUAUGUUCAAUUACACUGAAUUCAAAAAAGGAAAAAUAACCCCGUUCCUGUCGAGUCAUUUUCAUCUUUAAUCCUUUGAAUGUCACUGUUGACAUUUCCAUUGAUAAACCUGUAAUGGACUUUUAUUAGGUCACUUCACUGUAAAUCCUGCAAUAGUCAAUGUAGAGUCUGUUCCACUGUUAAUACAGAUAAUUUCGCCGUUCAGUCGUUUCAACCAUUAAACUGUCACUUCAUCAUAUUAUUGUCACUUAUCGAAUAAUUUAUUUCCACUUUUAAUCAAGUCAACCAUUUUCACUGUUCAUAUUUUUAUAUUGAAAUUUUCAUUUUUUAUCCUGUCAUUACCACUAAUUAUCCAGCCAGUCCUUCAAUUAUGUGUCACAAUUCUCGUAUUGUGAAGUUGUAAGGUAUCCUCACUGUUUACGGGAUCAUUAUCACAAGUUAUUUUCACUAUUUACGAAGUCAUUGUCAUUAGUUAUUUUCACUCUUUACCAAGUCAUUGUCAUUAGUUAUUUUCACUAUUUACGAAGUUAUUGUCAUUAGUUAUUUUCACUCUUUACGAAGUCAGUUAUUUUCACUCUUUACGAAGUCACUGUCGUUAGUUAUUUUCACU